Molecule: messenger RNA, 2409 nt
Organism: Scedosporium apiospermum
Lineage: Eukaryota; Fungi; Ascomycota; Sordariomycetes; Microascales; Microascaceae
Exons: 3
Coding region: 1-2409 (802 amino acids)
Biological process (GO): DNA-templated transcription; regulation of transcription by RNA polymerase II
Cellular component (GO): chromatin
Molecular function (GO): RNA polymerase II cis-regulatory region sequence-specific DNA binding; zinc ion binding; DNA-binding transcription factor activity, RNA polymerase II-specific
Source: RefSeq, a predicted model, not a curated record
AUGCCCGGCGCAAGCGUGGCGACCCUGCCCCCAGCGGCAGCAUCAACAACUGCGCCUAGGAAAACUUCACUCGCGCCAGAGCGGAAAUACAAAUGCCAAUUCUGUAACAGAGCUUUUAGCAGGAGUGAACACCGCAGCAGGCACGAGCGAUCACACACCAAGGAACGACCAUUCAAGUGCAUGAAGUGCAGAAGCACUUUCGUGCGACGCGACCUCCUCCUUCGACACGACCGAACAGUGCACGCCAAAGACGGCGGCAUCCCCCUCCACAGCGAUGGCAAGCGUCGUGCCGGUCCCAAGACGAGGGCCGUUGCCACUCCCUCCAAGCCGGCCAUUGCCAUUGACACAGCCACGAUAGAGCAGCAACAGAUGGAAACCUCUGGUGAUGCCAUCUUCGACGUCGAGGCUGCCGCGAUGCUUGUUGCGGAUCUCUCGCGCGCCGGAUCUUACGAGGGCAGCAACUCCAUGGACUACACAUCGACGAACAUGGAACAGACCGUGACCUACCCUUCAGGUGCUAUUGCCAUCCCCCAAGCUCAACAGGUCCAGUGGGACAAUUUCAUGCCCCACUCCAUUUCCCAGGCCAAGGCGCACUCGAUCACUUCCAGCACCUCGGGAUCGUUUGAGUCUCAGCAGUCCUUCAGUAGUUCUAGCACUGUGCAACCUCACGCCAGCCAGCUUCUCUCGAUUAGCGGCCAGAAUUGCAACGGUCUUGUCCCUGCCCUUCAGUCCAUGAUCAACUCGCUCCCUCGGUCUGGCGCCAACACGCCUGUACCUCAAUCCCCCAGCGUCCUCUCCAAUGCCAACGCAGGAUUCAAGGCGCCUCAGGUCAACAGCGAUGACGAGCGCAACAUGAUCCUAGACAACAUUCGCGCCCAUGACACAGAACGUGCAAUCCCUGAGGGCUUCAGGCUCCCGAGCCAGGCUUCGUUGAACCGCUACCUGUCGACGUACUUUGGACACUUCCACCAUCACUUGCCAUUCUUGCACCCUGCCUCUUUCAACCCCACCCAGGUCUCGCCUCCCUUGCUGCUCGCUGUGCUUAGCAUAGGUGCUCUGUAUGCGUUCGACCAGGACCAGGCCUACCUGCUCCACAUCGGAUCCAAGAUCCUUGUGAACCAGUUCCUCCAACACAAGGAGAACUUCAGUUCCCGUAAGGUACCUCUCUGGACGAUGCAGAGCUCCCUGCUCAACAUGAUAUUUGCCAGCUGGAGCGGCGACCCGAAGGGAUUGGAAUGGGCCUGCUCGAUUAAGAGUCUGCUGGCAAACAUGGUAGCGGGUAACCGGUACGAACUGAAGCUGCGCCAAGAAGCCCGUGGAGACCAGCAGCCCACUCGCGCUGAGUGGGUUGAGGACGAGGGCUGCCGCCGAACGUACUACGCCGUCUAUAUCUUCUUUGGCCUGCUCACGCUCACUUACAACCACACUCCAGCCAUCAAUUUCAAUGAAUUUGAGGACCUCCAGCUUCCCUCUACCGAGGCGCUUUGGAACCUCAAGGUCACCGAUGAGGCUUCGUGGAAAGAGCAGCUCGCCAACAGCACUGUGGCCACCUUUAUGGAGGCGCACGACAAUCUCUUCCAGGGCGAGAAGAUUCGGUACAGUGCGUUCGCUACCCGUGUUAUGAUCAACGCGCUGUUCCUCGAAGUGUGGUACCACAAGCGCAGCCCUGAGGCUCUUCAGGACGUCGUCACCGAGUACAAGCUCCGUCUCGCGCUCGAAACCUGGGAGAAGUCGCUCGACCUCUGCGAGCCAGAGGCGGUGAUCAUUCCGCUCAGCGCGCCCCAUAAGGGCCACCCGCUCUUGUUCAACGCGACGGCUAUGUACCGCAACGCCCGCGCCCGUCUCGAGGUUGACCUCAAGACUGUUCAGGAGGCCCUCCGAUACCACGACUCAUACGAGGUAGCGGCGGCCAUGUCCCAUGCCAGGGAUCGUGUGAAGCGCUCCAACGAGAUGCUCAAGGUCAUUCAAGAAUGCUACAACUGCAUCGAGACGGCCGUCAUGCAGGGAGUCCGUUGGGUCGCGCGAACCUCGCCGACAAACUGGAGCGUCGAGCACCCGUUGUGCGGCAUGGAUCUCAUGAUCAUCCUCUCGCUCUGGCUGUAUCGUCUGGAACAUGACGAGGAGCCUGCUACGCCUGAGGAACUGGCCAUGUACAACAAGGUCCGCCAGCUCUUCGAGAGGGAGCUAGAUGACCCCGCGUACGCCUCCCAGCUCAGCUCUGUCGUUGCCAAGCUUUGGGGAUCUAUGUUGGAUGAAGUGGUUGUUUGGGGCAUCACCCGUCUCAUCGGUGAAUCCUUCCGACACCAUUCUCAAGCCCUAGUUGGCUAUGUUGACGACAUUGAAGCGUCCUCGAAUGCUUCGACACCUUCGAUGAUUUCGCAAGGUGCCGACGAGGAUAGCGUGUAUUAG